AACGGUAUAGCAUAGGAGUUGCUUAAACUAAGAGAGUCAUAACGAAAAGGUGUAUGAUGUCUCGGAUAAAAGGAAGUUCUUGCUUUAAUAUGGGUCAUGUAUUUUGGACGAUCUGUUUCCUAGGGACAGUUCAUCUUUGUUUCUCCAUCGAGAACCAUUUCGAGGGGAACAGCAGGAUCAUCAAUAAGAGACCAGUCCGACAAAGUACGACCCUCGAAGAUGCUCUGGAGUUUCUUCGUGUGUAUAAUGAGGAAGGGUCACUUGCCCUCUUUACCGCUUACGGAGUGAUGUGGGAUUACGAGGCUAAUAUUACGGAUGAGAAUGCACAGAAAAAUGCUGAGGCAUCGCUUAAGUUGGCUCAAUUCGACAAACGAUCGGCAAUUAAGGCCAAGGAAUUCGACAACGUCGUCGCUGAUUUCCCUGCCGAGGUCCAGCGCCAGUUCGAGUUCAUUCGUGACAUCGGUAUAGCUGCACUCGACAACGAAACCAUCGAAGAGUAUGAUGGAAUUAUGGCAAAGCUAAGUGACAUUUUCAGUACGACCAAGAUAUGCAAGCCCGACAAUGAUUCGUACUGUCUCUAUUUAGAUCCUGGUCUUGAGUCCAUCAUGGCUUCGUCAAGAGAUUGGGAAGAGAGGUUAUGGGCAUGGAAAGGUUUCCGCGACGCAGUGGGAAUACCCAAUAAACCCCUCUACGCAAAAUAUGUCAAUCUUGCCAACCAAGGGGCGAGGGCGAGCGGAUAUGAGGACCAAGGUCAUUAUUGGAGAGCCGAGUACGGUGAUGACAUCGAAGAAAAGGUUUAUGAGAUGUACAAUGACAUCUUGCCUCUUUACAAGCAACUUCAUGCAUAUGUGAGGAGAAGGCUUCAUGGGGUGUUCGGUGACAAUAUCGAUGUGAAUGGAGGCCAUCUUCCUGCUAACGUUCUUGGUGAUAUGUGGGGUCGUUUCUGGGACAAGAUCUAUCCCAUGGUAAUACCCUACCCAGAUCGCCCAAGUGUAGAUGUAACCGAGGCUAUGGUGGAAAAGGGGUACAAUGCUACGCAUAUUUUCCAUACGGCCAAUGAAUUCUUCACUUCGCUAGGCUUGAUUCCUGUUAAUGACAAAUUCUGGGAAAACUCGAGGUUCACCCGACCCUCAGAUGGACGGGAAGUAACCUGCCAUCCAUCAGCUUGGGAUCUUUCCCAUAAUGAUGACUUCAGGAUCUUGAUGUGUACGGAGAUAACAAUGCAUCACUUCAUGGUCGCACAUCAUGAGAUGGGUCACAUCCAGUACUUCCUCCAGUACCAGGGUCAGCCUCUACCAUUCCGAGAUGGAGCCAAUGGUGCUUUCCACGAGGCCAUCGGGGAAGUCAUCGCACUGUCCGUAUCGACACCAAAGCACCUCCAGGAAAUCGGGCUGUUUGAGGGUUUAGAUGAAGGGGACACGGAAACCGAUAUAAACUUUCUUCUCAAGACGAGUUUGGCAGCCAUCGCGACUUUGCCGUUCAGUCUCGCGUUGUCGCAGUGGAGAUGGGAUCUGAUGAGGGGAGAAUACGAUGUCGACAACUGUAUGGGACCUUGGUGGAAACUCAGAAACGAUCUCACAGGCGUAGACGCACCGAUUGAACGUACCGAAGAUGAUUUCGACCCAGGAACGAUCAAUCAUAUUAUCAUUGAUUAUCCUUUUAUCGGGUACUUCAUCCGCACGAUCCUCCAGUUUCAGUUUUACCAAAGUCUUUGUCACGUGGCAAAUCACACUGGCCCGCUUCAUACAUGUGACUUCUACAAUUCAAAAGAAGCUGGACAGAAACUCGGUAACAUGCUGGCGAUGGGAAGGAGCAAACCAUGGCCGGAUGCAAUGGAGGCCCUCACUGGUCAACGUGAGAUGAAAGCAGACGCGAUCUUGGAAUAUUUCCAGCCUCUCAUGGAAUGGCUAGAACGAACGAAUGCUGAAAACGGAGAGGUGAUCGGAUGGCCCACUUCCAAUGCAGCUGCAAGCGUGAAUUUAUCGAAGAGUAUCCUCUGUCUACUAGUUCUUCCCCUCUUGGCCUGGUUGCUGAUACAGCCACGGACUUGUUGAUUAACUGUUACCAAUUUUUUCAUCUCGUCAAUCACAAUUAUUAUCAGAUGACUGACACGCAUUGUAUAGCUUAUAUAGCCCAUUUUUUUUCAUUUUAACUGCUUUUUGUUAUGCAUACUUCAAGUGCAAGUGAGUAA
Molecule: messenger RNA, 2191 nt
Organism: Lytechinus variegatus (green sea urchin)
Lineage: Eukaryota; Metazoa; Echinodermata; Echinoidea; Temnopleuroida; Toxopneustidae
Product: angiotensin-converting enzyme-like
Exons: 13
Coding region: 54-2054 (666 amino acids)
Biological process (GO): proteolysis
Cellular component (GO): plasma membrane
Molecular function (GO): peptidyl-dipeptidase activity; metallopeptidase activity
Source: RefSeq, a predicted model, not a curated record